This is a messenger RNA of Populus trichocarpa (black cottonwood), 6250 nucleotides long. Its product is annotated as mediator of RNA polymerase II transcription subunit 14. NCBI's taxonomy places the organism in Eukaryota, Viridiplantae, Streptophyta, Magnoliopsida, Malpighiales, Salicaceae. The record is from RefSeq and is a predicted model, not a curated record. The transcript has 8 exons. Gene Ontology annotation, biological process: regulation of transcription by RNA polymerase II. Gene Ontology annotation, molecular function: transcription coregulator activity. Bases 416 to 5878 code for a protein of 1820 amino acids. Gene Ontology annotation, cellular component: mediator complex; core mediator complex.
AAAGGAACUGUGAGGAGGCGAAAAGGAAGUGGUAAGAAGUGGGAAUCAUCCAUAGCUCCAAAAGCUUCGAAUCAUAAAUAACAUAACAAUCAAACUACUACUACCCUCUCCCUCUCCCUCUCUCCCUCGCAAAGACAAUAAAUAAGAAGCAAGAAAGAGUGUAGAUUGACUGACUGUGUGUGUGUGAGUGAGAGAGAGAGCCCUUUUAUAAAUAAAUAAUCUAUUUUCCUCCCCAAAUCACAAGACAUCCCUCUCUUUCCCCGAAGCCUCAAAGAACACACGGCUCAAAAACUCAGAAACUAUAAAAACAAAACCCUAGCUUCUUCUAUUAUGCAUGCCUGAUAGUAAGAAUUAUAAUUCGCAGAUCCAAUAAUAUUAGAAAGAAAGAAAGCCCUAACUCUUUCAAUCCAGGAAAAUGGGUGAGUUAGGGCAACAUACUGUGGAUUUCUCGACGCUGGUGAGUCGAGCUGCUGAGGAAUCCUUUCUUUCUUUGAAAGAAUUGGUGGACAAAUCCAAAUCCACUGACCAAUCUGAUUCCGAGAAGAAGAUUAGUCUUUUAAAGUACUUGCUUGAGACUCAACAGCGUAUGCUUAGACUUAAUGUCCUUGCUAAAUGGUGUCAACAGAUUCCGUUGAUACAAUAUUGUCAGCAACUUCAAUCAACUCUGUCAAGUCAUGAUGCUUGUUUUAUCCAAGCUGCAGAUUCUUUAUUUUUCAUGCAUGAGGGGCUACAACAAGCUCGUGCUCCUAUCUAUGACGUUCCAUCUGCUAUAGAAGUGCUCCUCACUGGGUCUUAUGAGCGUUUGCCAAAAUGUAUAGAAGAUGUGGGUAUACAUGGCACCUUAACUGAGGAUCAGCAGAAGCCAGCUUUGAGAAAGUUGGACACACUUGUGAGAUCUAAGUUGCUUGAAGUUUCACUGCCAAAGGAAAUUUCUGAGGUGAAAGUGUUUGAUGGUACAGCACUGCUUCGUGUUGAAGGUGAAUUUAAGGUUUUAGUUACUCUUGGCUACCGAGGGCACCUGUCAAUGUGGAGGAUACUACAUAUGGAAUUGCUUGUUGGUGAGAGAAGUGGGCCUGUGAAACUAGAAGAAAUGCGACGGCAUGCUCUAGGGGAUGAUUUGGAGCGCAGAAUGGCUGCAGCAGAGAAUCCAUUUAUGAUACUAUAUUCAGUUCUUCAUGAGCUUUGCAUUGCAUUAGUUAUGGAUACUGUCUUAAGGCAAGUACAAGCACUCCGUCAAGGAAGAUGGAAAGAUGCAAUUCGAUUUGAGCUCAUAUCUGAUGGCAGUAGUAGUUCCACUCAGCAAAUUCAAGAUGGAGAAGCUGAUUCAUCUGGCUUACGAACACCAGGGUUGAAAAUUGUAUAUUGGCUAGAUUUGGAUAAAAAUUCUACCGUAUCUGACUCAGGAAUGUGCCCAUUUAUAAAAAUUGAACCAGGACCCGAUCUGCAGAUAACAUGUGUUCAUAGCACUUUUGUUAUAGAUCCUGUAAAUGGAAGGGAGGCAGAAUUCUCCCUUGACCAAAGUUGUAUUGAUGUCGAGAAGUUGCUUCUAAGAGCAAUAUUUUGUAAUAGAUAUACUCGAUUGCUUGAGAUUCAGAAAGAGCUGGUAAAAAAUGUUCAGAUCUUCCGUGUUGCUGGCGACGUCGUUCUUCAGUUCCUUGUGGAUGAACCUGAUGUUGACCAUAAAAAGAAAGAAACCAAGUCUGAUGGUGGGGAACUGGAGGGGCAGGAUGUACUGUGUGUUCGAGCCUAUGGAUCUUCUUUUUUUACCCUUGGAAUAAAUAUAAGGAAUGGCCGCUUUCUUCUUCGAUCAUCCCAAAAUAUAAUUAUGCCUUCAGUGUUGAUGGAUUGUGAAGAAGCUUUAAAUCAAGGAAGUAUAACUGCAGCUGAAGUCUUCAUUAGUACGAGGAGCAAAAGUAUCUUGCACUUAUUUGCAUCUAUUGGCAGGUUUUUAGGCCUUGAGGUUUAUGAAAAUGGUUUUUCUGCGCUGAAAGUACCUAAAAACCUUUUGACUGGUUCAACUACGUUGCUAAUGGGAUUCCCAGACUAUGGGAAUUCGUAUUUUCUGUUGGCGCAACUUGAUAAGGAUUUCAAACCUCUGUUUAAGUUGCUGGAGAUGCAACCGGAUUCAUCUGGAAAAACUCAUUCUUCUAUUGACUCAACUCAUGUAAUGCGCUCGAAGAAAAUCGAUGUUAGCCAGAUGCAGAUGCUUGAAGAUGAGCUGAAUUUGAGUGUCUUUGACUUGGGAAAAUUGAAUCACUUUUUGCAGAAUGCUGCUGAUUAUAACCAGACCACUGAACAUGGUCUUCCAUCUGAAUUUCGUCUAGAGGGUCACAUGCCAAUUGCAGGAUGUUCUCUGUUGAGUUUUUCAUCUGUUGUUGAUGAAGUUUUCGAACUUGAGAAAGGGGCAUCUGCACCUUCAUUCCCUCUUCAGAAUGUUAACUCUUCAUUCAAUGCAUCUCCUGCUUCUCAUUUUGCUUCUGUUCCAAUGAAUCUUCACUCCAUUAAAGCCAGAACUCCUUCUCCUAAGUGGGAAGCAGGUAUGCAGGUGUCGCAGGUGAAUAGCAUGGCAAAAGUUUCCGGUGUGGCCUCUCCCUAUAAUGGAUCGUUGUAUCCAUCAAAUAAUCUGAAAGGACCAGUGCACUCAAAUUCAUUCAGUUCACUAUCUUCUGGUCCAGGAAGGACUACAGCUGUGAAAAAAUUAUCAGCUUCCAAAUCUGAUCAGGAUUUGUCUUCUCUUAGAUCUCCACAUUCAGUUGAGGUUGGCUCUAAUUCCCCAAUGGAUGAUGAUCAUCUAAGACUGCUGAAUGACACAUCGAAGGAUGCAAUAACAGGGAUUAGGCCCUCUCGAUUGUCAUCUCCAUCUCGACCAACAGGCUCUCGAAUUUCAGUAUCAAAUGGGAAACCUAAUGGAGCCAGAAGCUCUCCAGCUGGGCCUGUCAGAGUUGCUGGAUCAAGCCCCUUAGCUACAACUCCCGUAUCCCAAACAGCAGGAGAUACUGCAGGAUUCCACUGCUUUAGCCAUGAUGUAUCCAUACAUGAAAAAAAUCCAAGAAAGCGUACAGUUGCAGACAUGCUGAGUUUAAUUCCAGCUCUCCAAGACCUAGAUGCUAAAGGAGGAUUUUCUAAGAGAGGAAGAACCUCAGAAUCAGCUCACUUUCAGCAGGUUUCAUCAAAGAUGCUUGUAUCGUCAGAUAUGGUCUCUAAAAAUGAGAGAUACAGCUAUGGGAAUCUUAUUGCUGAAGCAAAUAAAGGGAAUGCACCUUCGAGCAUUUAUGUCUCUGCUCUACUCCAUGUGGUUAGGCAUUGCUCACUUUGCAUUAAGCAUGCCAGACUAACUAGCCAGAUGGACGAGUUGGACAUUCCUUAUGUUGAAGAAGUGGGUCUGAGAAAUGCAUCCUCAAAUAUAUGGUUCCGACUUCCAUAUGCCAGAGGUGAUUCAUGGCAACACAUUUGCUUGCGGCUUGGGAGACCUGGAAGCAUGUAUUGGGAUGUCAAAAUAAAUGAUCAGCACUUCAGGGAUUUGUGGGAGCUUCAGAAGGGAAGCAGUAGCACUCCCUGGGGCUCUGGGGUCCGUAUUGCAAAUACAUCUGAUGUGGAUUCCCAUAUUCGCUAUGACCCAGAUGGUGUUGUCCUGAGUUACCAGUCUGUCGAGUCUGAUAGUAUAAAGAAGCUUGUUGCAGAUAUUCAAAGGCUUUCUAAUGCUAGAAUGUUUGCUCUUGGAAUGCGUAAGCUGCUUGGAGUUAAAGCAGAUGAGAGACAAGAGGAAAUCAGUGCAAACUCUGAUGUUAAAGUACCCAUUGGAGGGAAAAAUGCUCAUGAGGGAGCUGAUAAGUUGUCAGAAUUGAUGAGGAGGGCAUUUAGGAUUGAGGCAGUUGGACUGGUGAGUUUGUGGUUCAGCUUUGGUUCGGGUGUCCUAGCUCGCUUUGUUGUUGAGUGGGAACUGGGUAAAGAAGGAUGCACAAUGCAUGUUUCACCUGACCAACUUUGGCCUCAUACUAAGUUUCUGGAAGAUUUUAUAAAUGGAGCUGAAGUUGCAUCCCUGUUGGAUUGCAUUCGCCUAACUGCCGGACCCUUGCAUGCUCUUGCCGCUGCAACUCGCCCUGCAAGAGGUGGUCCUGCUCCAGGGGCUCCUGGUGCAGCAGCAGCUGUUGCUUCUAUGCCAAAACAGGCAGGGUAUGUCCAAUCCCAGGGACUUUUGCCUAGCAGUUUGAUGAAUAAUAUUAGCCAGCCAACUUCUGGCUCAGUAGGCAAUGCUUCUAUCACUACUGGACCUCUUGGGAAUCACAACCCUCAUAGUGCUGCAAUGUUAGCUGCUGCUGGCCGAGGGGGCCCUGGCAUUGUUCCCAGCUCACUGUUGCCAAUCGAUGUCUCUGUUGUACUACGUGGCCCAUACUGGAUCCGGAUUAUUUACCGGAAGAAUUUUGCAGUUGAUAUGCGAUGCUUUGCUGGAGAUCAGGUUUGGUUGCAACCAGCAACCCCACCUAAGGGGGGUCCUUCAGUUGGGGGAUCACUACCCUGUCCACAGUUUCGCCCUUUCAUCAUGGAACAUGUUGCCCAAGAAUUGAAUGGAUUAGAUCCUGGCUUUGCUGGUGGUCAGCAGACAGUUGGACUGGGAAAUUCUAACAAUCCUAACCCAAGUUCAGUUUCUCAACUGUCAAGUGUUAAUGGGAAUAGAGUUAACCUUCCUAGUUCUGCAGCAAUAUCUAGGGCAGCAAACCAAGUGGCUGCUUUGAAUCGUGUUGGAAAUGCUGUUCCAGGAUCAUCAAAUUUGGCUGCUGUAAGCUCGGGAUUACCCAUACGGAGAUCUCCAGCUGCUGGUGUCCCUGCUCACGUGAGAGGAGAGCUGAAUACAGCCAUUAUUGGUCUUGGUGAUGAUGGAGGGUAUGGAGGUGGAUGGGUUCCUCUUGUUGCUCUUAAGAAGGUUCUAAGAGGCAUUCUUAAAUACCUUGGAGUGCUAUGGCUUUUUGCUCAACUACCAGACCUUUUGAAAGAGAUCCUAGGGUCAAUUUUGAAGGACAAUGAAGGUGCACUCUUGAAUUUGGACCAGGAACAGCCAGCCUUGCGCUUCUUUGUGGGGGGCUAUGUGUUUGCUGUAAGUGUACACAGAGUUCAACUUCUUCUUCAAGUGAUUAGCGUCAAGCGCUUUCAUCAUCAACAGCAGCAGCAACAACAACAAAACAAUACUGCUGCUCAAGAAGAACUGACUCAAUCUGAAAUUGGAGAAAUAUGUGACUAUUUUAGUCGUCGCGUAGCAUCAGAGCCCUACGAUGCUUCUCGUGUUGCAUCAUUCAUUACCCUUCUCACCCUGCCCAUAUCAGUUUUAAGAGAAUUUUUAAAAUUAAUUGCAUGGAAGAAAGGAUUGGUUCUGGCACAAGGUGGAGAAAUAGCUCCUGGACAAAAACCCCGUAUUGAAUUAUGCCUUGAAAAUCAUACUGGGUUAAAUGUAGAUGAGAAUUCUGAGAAUUCAUCUGCUGCGAAAAGCAAUAUACAUUAUGACCGGCCCCAUAAUUCUGUUGAUUUCGCACUGACUGUUGUCCUUGAUCCAGCUCACAUACCUCACAUUAAUGCUGCGGGUGGUGCUGCUUGGUUACCUUACUGUGUCUCUGUAAGGUUGAGAUAUUUAUUUGGUGAAAACUCGAAUGUGUCUUUCCUUGGCAUGGAGGGAAGCCACGGAGGCCGAGCUUGCUGGUCGCAUGCUGAUGACUGGGAGAAAUGUAAACAGAGGGUGGCUCGCAAUGUUGAAGUAAAUGGCUCUUCGGCAGGAGAAGCCCAAGGAAAGUUGAAAGCAGUUGCAGACAGUGUGCAAAGAAUCCUACAGUCGUGCCUCCAAGGGUUGAGAGACGGCAGUGGAGUUACAGCAAGCUCUGGGGCAACAUGAUAAAUUGGUUCACUGCUUGCAUUUUUUGUAUUAUUUGCAACGAUCGGGAAUGAGGAAGUGGAUAACGAUCCAGUUGUGGGUUUUUCAUUCCGUAGGGCUUGCCCAUUUCUGGACUCUGCAAUUGGUGUUGGAGAUACUUGCGUUGUUAGGAAAUAAGGUAUCAUUGCACAAGUGCCGAUGAAGAUAUGGAUGGCUGGGCAGGAGUUUUCCACACAUAAAUAUCUUAUCCAGUGCUCUGAUGGUUAGGGUGUAAAAUAUUUCCUUUGUACAGAAAUAACACUUGAUGAGUAGACAAACUUUGUAAAAAAUGAAAAAAAUCUGUUAGAUUUAUUUACUCAAUGGGCAUUCAAAAGGUGUCUAAGAUUGUUUUCA